CUGCAUGCACGGUGGCGAAGGAUGGCCUCACCAAGGACAAUAACUAUUGUGGCCCUUUCGUUUGCUCUGGGUUUAUUUUUCGUAUUUAUGGGGACGAUUAAGCUCACUCCGAGACUAAGCAAAGACGCAUACAGUGAAAUGAAAAGGGCAUACAAGAGCUAUGCCAAAGCACUUCCAGGCCUGAAAAAGAUUGGGAUCAGCUCAGUCCUGCUUCGUAAGAUCAUUGGCUCUCUGGAGGUGGGCUGCGGUAUUGUGCUCACCCUUGUGCCGGGCAGGCCGAAGGAUGUGGCCAACUUCUUGCUUCUGCUUGUCAUGUUGGCUGUCCUGUUCUUCCACCAGCUAGUAGGAGACCCCCUGAAACGGUACGCCCACGCUCUAGUCUUUGGUAUUCUGCUCACCUGCCGACUGCUUAUUGCCCGUCAGAGUGAUGACCGGCCGGAGAGAGAGGACAGCAGAGAGGAACAGCACGUCAAUGACCAGGAAAAGAACAAGGUCAAGCAAUCUUAAGAUCCUCUUCUACUUCCGUCCAAGCUACAACGAAGGGAACCUGGUGCGCCUCUAAGGAUUGUAGUAAUUCAAAUUUUGAAGGAAACAGUCACUCCCAGUAAUAAUACCCCUCACACACAUAUCGUGUCCCAUCCAGCUGGCUGACUGAUGACUCUUCACCUGCUCCCCUGCACUCUUAAUGUGAAACUGAGAACUCCUGAACCGUACAUCCUCUACAUAACCAUGGACAAUCAUACAUGUGGAAACUGAUGAGCUCAGCUCACUGUCACAAUAGUCAUUUCCCUACUUAUUUUACUCCUACACUGUGGUAAACGUGUUUGUGUUCUUGUUUUAAAGUAUGAAUUUCAUUUAUGUCACAAGUUGAUUUGAGAAUGCUGUUUUUCAUGAAAGAAUCUUUGUAGCUUGUUUUUCUAAUUUGUUUUUAUACUGUAGGUAGGAGAGGCUAAUAAUUUACGAAUUUCAAUAGUUCAAGCAUGAUUCAUUUGGUCCAGAGUACAGAACAUAAACCAAAAUGAGCACUUUUGAAAGAAUUUUGUACUAAUUAUGCAUCGACCGGUAUUCCAUAUCCACAUCUUAUUUUGGUACAGUGUUAUCAGAAAGCUAUUUUAGAAAAAAAAAAAGAUAUAUAAAUCCUGGUUCAAUUUUGCAGAAGUAUGCAUGAAAUCCUUUCUCCCAAAGUGAAAUAAGCUGAAUAUCAUCUGUCUCCUUUCAGUUCAGUUACCACAGUGAAGUUGUUUGGCUGGAAGAGACAGCAGUUGCUGCCUCAGGUAUCUGCUGCUAGCUUGUACAGCAGAACAAAACCAAAUCCAAAAAGUCUUUUUGCCUGUUAAAACUGGAAUUUUACCUUUUGUAAUUCACAGGUGAACUCUUAAACCUAUUCACUGUCUCUUAAAGAUUCUGCUGUCUUCUGUUUGGUUAGUUUUUUUCUCUCUAAAGAUAUGAAAAGCAUUCCUAUUACAGUUUUGUUAGGGGCUGAAAUCUCAGUUGAAAAUUCUGUCAGUUUUGAGAUUUACAAUAUUUCUGUAAAUUAUGAACUUAAAAUAAAGAUUGG
This is a messenger RNA of Chelmon rostratus (copperband butterflyfish), 1558 nucleotides long. RefSeq names its product transmembrane protein 35 (gene tmem35). Lineage: Eukaryota; Metazoa; Chordata; Actinopteri; Chaetodontiformes; Chaetodontidae. Gene Ontology annotation, cellular component: endoplasmic reticulum. The record is from RefSeq and is a predicted model, not a curated record. Gene Ontology annotation, biological process: positive regulation of protein localization to cell surface; chaperone-mediated protein complex assembly. Bases 22 to 507 code for a protein of 161 amino acids. Gene Ontology annotation, molecular function: acetylcholine receptor regulator activity. The transcript has 2 exons.